CUGGAAGCCGUCACUGUUCCAGCCUCGUAACACAAGAGCCUUGUCCAUGAGCUUUGGAGAUGGAGAGCGAAGGGAUUGAGAAUAGGGAUGGAAUGGAGGCUGUGGAUCAGAAUGUCAAGAGGCCAGGUAUAGUAACAAAGAAAAUGCUAGUCAUGUCAAGUAUGAUAUGUGGAGGCAUCGCUUUUCUUCUUUGGGCAAUGUUAGGAUUUCCUAGAAAAUUUAAAAAUCCAAGGAUAUUUAAAGACAAUACAUGCCCUGAGGAUGAAAUUAUAUGUCCACAAGGCUGGAACCAAAUCAAUAAUAAUUGCUUCUUUCAAUCUGAACAUGAAAAAUCUUGGAUAGAUGGCCAAGCAAACUGCAUAGCCUAUCGUGGAUCUCUGGCCAUAUUCAACUCCGAGAAUGAAGUGGAUCAAGCAUUUAGGAGUACUCAGGAUUCCUGCCCAGAUGAUUGGAUUAGUUUCCAAAACAAAUGCUAUUAUUUCUCUAAAGAAGAAGGGGAUUGGAAUUCAAGUAGACACAACUGUGUCACUCAACGUGCUGACCUAACUAUGAUUGACACUGAGGAAGAAAUGGCAUUUCUUAAGCGACACAAAUGCACUUCUGAUCAUUGGAUUGGGCUGGAGAUGACAGAAAAUCAAGCAGGACGAUGGGUAAAUGGAACCAUAUUUAACAAAUGGUUUUCUGUGAGAGGAAAUGAAAAAUGUGCUUACCUCGAUGAUGAUGGUGCAGCAACCGCUAGAUGCUACACAGAAAGAAAAUGGAUUUGCAGGAGGAAAAUGCACUAA
This is a messenger RNA of Odobenus rosmarus divergens (Pacific walrus), 785 nucleotides long. It is a transcript of the gene CLEC2B, whose product is annotated as C-type lectin domain family 2, member B. Gene Ontology annotation, cellular component: external side of plasma membrane. The transcript has 7 exons. The coding region runs from base 60 to 785 and encodes 241 amino acids. The record is from RefSeq and is a predicted model, not a curated record. Lineage: Eukaryota; Metazoa; Chordata; Mammalia; Carnivora; Odobenidae.